Molecule: messenger RNA, 804 nt
Organism: Frieseomelitta varia
Lineage: Eukaryota; Metazoa; Arthropoda; Insecta; Hymenoptera; Apidae
Product: proteasome subunit beta type-2-like
Exons: 3
Coding region: 113-736 (207 amino acids)
Biological process (GO): proteasomal protein catabolic process
Cellular component (GO): proteasome core complex, beta-subunit complex; nucleus; proteasome core complex
Molecular function (GO): peptidase activity
Source: RefSeq, a predicted model, not a curated record
AAUAUAUAGUCAAUGAUUGAACAGUCACGAUUAUAACCUCACUGUUCGUGACAGGCAAUUUUCAGUGUUGUUGCAGUUUCAUUCGAGAUACUAAGGAAAAUUAUUUCUCAAAAUGGAAUGUUUAAUUGGUAUACAGUUUAAGGACUUCGCUUUAGUCGCGGCCGAUAUGACUACAGCUCAAUCGAUUAUGGUUAUGAAAAACGAUGAGCAAAAAAUCCACAAGAUGUCCGAUAAGCUUAUUAUGGCAGUGUCUGGAGAAUCCGGCGAUACCACGCAAUUUUCAGAAUACAUAGGGAAGAACAUUCAACUCUACAAAAUGAGGAACGGUUAUGAAUUGUCGCCGAGAGCAGCUGCUUUGUUUACUAGGAGAAACUUGGCCGAUUACCUCAGAAGUAGAACACCGUAUUUUGUCAAUUUAUUAAUGGCCGGUUAUGACGACAAUACUGGACCAGAGUUGUAUUUCAUCGAUUAUUUGGCGUCUUGCGUCAAAGUGCCAUAUGCUGCACAUGGCUACGGAGGCUUUUUCUCCCUUUCAAUACUGGACAGAUAUCAUAAACACGACUCGACGGAGGAAGAGGCAUACAUAUUAAUGAAAAAAUGUGUCAGAGAAAUACACAAGAGGCUGAUAGUUAAUCUUCCAAACUUCAAGGUACAAAAGGUAUCGAAGGAAGGUAUAAAAGAAUUGGAACCUAUCACAGCGAAAAAUUUGGCAAUGGAGGAUGCUGAUAAAGCGUAAAGCAUCUAUUUUUAUUCGUGUUUGUAAUAUUAUUUGAUCAAUUCAAAGAAUAAAUGUUUUGGAACGGA